AUGAUGCACUUUCCAGCAAAGAACCAUGCUGUCGGCCAAGUCCGAGAGCACGGCUUCAUGUUAAGUGAGCAAACCCUCAAGACACGAAGCAGGCUGGUUGUAAGUGUAUUGGUAGCGGUUGACUCACCUUUUGUGGUUAGGUUUGGGUAUUAUGCUGAGACCAUCAAUUAUAUGAAGACAUCUUCCGUGUAUGUGUGCAAGUUGCUGUGGCCCGCGCUAAGAGCACACGCAGGGUACCGCAAGACAAAACGAAGAGACAGCCAGGAUAUCCUAUGUUCAGGUGCAAGGUCAGUGCGGACGACUGAAAGCCAAGGCAAGCUUGUCAAUAAUCCAUCGACCCGUAAGAUUUCGAAGAUCUUCUUUUCUUGCAGGGUUGCGCCAUUAGUUCGCGAUCGAGGCUUCCACGUCGCCCUAGCAGGGGAGCUGAUGCGUCCAGGAUUCGGUGUGCUCUUUUGCUUUUUCUCCAAGAAACGGCCCCAACGAAGACAUAGAGCAUCGAUCCAUAUUCUUGAUCUUCCAGAUUGUAUGCUGUGGUCCAUAACAAGGGCAUUCUUGCAUGAGCUGUCCAGGGAGAUUUUCAGAACCCAAAGUGUCGCUGGCGUGUCGACGAGAUCGCAGCAACUCCUCCGCUCUCUUGCAAACUGGAGAUCUCCGAUUCCCACGGACUUUUCCCAGGGCCCAAUCGGAGAAACGCCUUCUUUCCCCGAGUAUCUCCGUGGCUCGCUUCUUACACGGGUUCUCCGUCCUAGUUGCCUUCUACAGGCAAAUGGAGUGUGGCUGGCAACGCGCAGCGUUAAUUGGCAUCCGACCUCAGCAGAGGUGUGGACACUGGAUACCCUUAGUGUGCAUGAGGCACACCCGGAUUCCGGGAAAUAG
Aspergillus costaricaensis CBS 115574 is the source of this 876-nucleotide messenger RNA. RefSeq lists its product as uncharacterized. The transcript is spliced from 8 exons. Lineage: Eukaryota; Fungi; Ascomycota; Eurotiomycetes; Eurotiales; Aspergillaceae. The record is from RefSeq and is a predicted model, not a curated record. Bases 1 to 876 code for a protein of 291 amino acids.